AGGUAAGUUUUUGUAUAAAACUGGGGAUGCUGGCGACCACUCACGGGAAGAACAGAUUAGCUCCGACGGCACCGUAAAGGGGAAGUACAGCUACAUCGACCCCAACGGUGAAGUGCGCGAGGUGCGCUACACAGCCGGUGUUGGGGGUUUCAAACCCGAGGGUGAUAUUUCUGUCGACAAAAAGACUGCCGCAGAGGCUGCUAGGAUCGCCGAGAUGGCUCCAAAGGCUCCCGAAGUUCCCGUAGUUCCAGCUCCUGUUCGGACGGUCAAUCCUUGGGCUCUUCCCGCCGGCUCCAUCUGGUACAACCGUCCACUUCUGGUCAACAGACCUUGGCUACGAUGGUGGUGAAAUCUGUAACUACGGCUCAG
Limulus polyphemus (Atlantic horseshoe crab) is the source of this 369-nucleotide messenger RNA. Its product is annotated as adult-specific rigid cuticular protein 11.9-like. Gene Ontology annotation, molecular function: structural constituent of chitin-based larval cuticle. Gene Ontology annotation, cellular component: chitin-based extracellular matrix. The transcript has a single exon. NCBI's taxonomy places the organism in Eukaryota, Metazoa, Arthropoda, Merostomata, Xiphosura, Limulidae. The annotation marks the transcript as partial. The record is from RefSeq and is a predicted model, not a curated record.